This is a messenger RNA of Prunus mume (Japanese apricot), 1470 nucleotides long. The record is from RefSeq and is a predicted model, not a curated record. NCBI's taxonomy places the organism in Eukaryota, Viridiplantae, Streptophyta, Magnoliopsida, Rosales, Rosaceae.
ACUAGAACCAGAACCAUCAAGGAUCAUUCAAAGCAAAUGAAGAACCAUAACCUUACAUGGCUAAGUCUUUCCCUUUCAAUUCUCAUCACCUUCUUCAGUCACUCUCAUGCAAAACAAAUUCAACCCAUCUCAGAUUUCCACACAAUUGAGCACUUCCUCAACAAAACCUAUGAAUGGUUGAGCCACCAAAGAGCACAGCACAACCAUGAAACCCCACUAAAAUUUUCAGCCCCCAUUGUGUUUGCAGGAAUCUUCUGCUUCCUAGCUGCCUCUAUAUCCAGUGCUGGUGGAAUUGGUGGUGGUGGGCUGUUCAUACCAAUAUUGACCUUGGUGGCAGGUCUGGACCUCAGAACAGCCUCCAGUCUGUCAGCUUUCAUGGUCACAGGAGGCUCAGUUGCAAAUGUCAUCUACAACUUGUGCAAAGGAAGUGCCAAGUUUGGUGGCAAAAAUGUGAUUGAUUAUGACAUAGCACUUCUGUCAGAGCCAUGUAUGUUGCUGGGAGUAAGUGUUGGAGUGAUUUGCAACCUUGUUUUUCCAGAGUGGCUGAUCACCAUACUCUUUGCUCUGUUUCUUGCUUGGUCUACCUCAAUGAGCUGCAAAAAUGGUUUGGUGUACUGGAAAAUGGAGUCAGAGGAGCUGAUGAGAAAUGAUUGUGAGAAUUUGGGAAAUGGGUUGAAUGCUGAAACAGAAGGGGUCAAGGGUAUUGCAGAACCGGUCUUAGGAACAAAUGGAAAGGGAAGACUUCCAUGGACAAAAAUGGGAGUCUUAGUUCUGGUAUGGUGCUCUUUCUGCAUCAUCUACCUUUUUCGUGGCAACCGGUAUGGACAGGGUAUCACCCCAAUAGAGCCUUGUGGAAUAGGUUAUUGGGUUCUCUCAUCAGUCCAAAUCCCUCUUGCCAUAAUCUAUACAGCCUGGAUCCUAUGCAGAAAAGAGAACCUUCAACAUCAUACUUUAAACCAAAAGAAUAUUGAGGACCUGCCAAAGGUUAGACCAUCAAAACUAAUUUUCCCACUAAUGGCACUAUUAGCAGGGAUUUUGGGGGGUGUCUUUGGGAUCGGGGGUGGAAUGCUUAUAAGCCCUCUUCUUGUACAAGUUGGGAUAGCACCUGAGGUAACAGCAGCAACUUGUUCUUUCAUGGUGUUCUUCUCGUCUUCCAUGUCGGCGUUUCAGUACUUGUUGUUGGGCAUGGAGCAUGCAGAUACUGCACUCGUCUUUGCCAUCAUGUGUUUUGUUGCAUCACUUCUUGGACUUGUAGUUCUGCAGAGAGCAAUUAAAGUGUAUGGAAGGGCUUCUCUCAUUGUAUUUUCAGUUAGUACAGUGAUGGCUUUGAGUACUGUUCUGAUGACAAGCUUUGGGGCUCUUGAUGUGUGGAGAGACUAUGUAUCUGGAAAAUACAUGGGAUUCAAACUACCAUGUUAAUAAUAACAAUAAUCCCAAACAAACAAAAAAAUUAUGUCAAAACAAAUUUUG